UCUGCAGGGGUGCCUGCACCGCGUCUCCCGCUCCACCAGCCCCAGCAGCGCCUGCAUCCCGCUCCCGGUCCUGCCGCGCCGGGAGAAGCCUGACUUUUACGACCCGUGGCGGGACUAGCAUGGGAGAAACCUUCCCUGGGCAUGGGCAGCGCUAAGGAGCCCGAGGGGCUGCGGGUGCUGAGCCGCCAGGCUGGGGUCGAGGACGCCUGCGAGCCCGGUGCCAGCUCCCCUGGCUGCCCAGUGGCAGGCGAGUGCCUGCCCGGCUCCGGCUGUGCUGCGGGAGCCCGUGCCAUGAGGACCUGCUGUGUGGCUGAGGCAGAGUCUCAGGGCACCAAGGCCAACUCGGUGGCAGAGAAGAAGGUGCCAUCACCAGCAGGACCAGCUCCUGGCACGCUUCUCCAGGACACCAGCGCAGAGCAGAGUGUGGCAGUAGCAACAGGGAGCUGCGGAGGACCAAGCGGUGCUGCCUCUGCCUGUGGUCCCACAGGGAUGGGGGUCCCCAACACCCAGAAGGAUGAUGCAGCAGCCCCCACUUCUCCUGUUUCUGAUCCCUGCCUCCAGGCAACCAGCAAGGACAUGGGGAGCACGCCAGCUCCUGCCAAACAUGUGGCAUUCGUGGAGCCCACUGCAAGCACCGGGACAGCUGAGCUUCCAAGCCAGCAGCAGCCCCAGGACAGCAAAGGGGCAUCCCUGGGUGCUGCUCCCCAGACAAAGAGCAAUGAGGCUCCCAAGCACCCCCAGGGAUGCAAAGCAGACCCCCCCAGCACCAGCACUGUGGGGAUUGGGGGUCGAAGUGAGGCAGGACCAAGCUCUACUGCUCUGGGCCAGGGCAAAGCUGAGAGGAGCUCAGUCCAGGAUGUGGGUGCUGGGAGCAGCCAGCAGCCCCAAAAAGCCAAGCAGCUCUGUGAAUCCUACUCCUUUGAAGUGACCCCACCCCAGGACACUGGGACACAAGACAUGGGGACGCAAGUGGACAACCGUGUGUCCUUGGUGUCGGUGGCCUUAAGCCCCAUGAGCCCCCCUUGUGGGGCUGCUGCCUUCACCUUCCCCAAGAGAGAAACAGCCUCUGCAGCCUCACGCUUCGAGCCCUCCAAGAAGGAUGCAGAGAUGCAGGUGUCCAUGCCCGUGGAGACCCGCUCAGUGGCCACUGGGCCGAUGACACCCGUGGCCAAGUCCCCGCAGACCUCAUACCCUGAGGUGCAGGUGAAGGGGACGGUGCCGGAGGUGGUGGAGGAGGAGCCUCCGGAGCCCAUCCGGGAGGUGAGCUGGGAUGAGAAGGGGAUGACGUGGGAGGUGUACGGGGCCUCCAUGGAGGUGGAGGUCCUGGGCAUGGCCAUCCAAAAGCACCUGGAGAAGCAGAUUGAGGAACACGGGCGGCAGGUGGUGGUGACCCCGCAAACCACCCGCAGCGGCUCCGUCAAGGGAGCGCCCCGCAAAGGCGAGGCCAAGAGGCAGCCCAGUGUCUUUCGGGCUCUGCUGCAGAACGUCCGGCGGCCCCGGUGCUGCUCCCGAGCCGGCCCUGCCAUGGAGUGA
This is a messenger RNA of Pyrgilauda ruficollis (rufous-necked snowfinch), 1533 nucleotides long. RefSeq names its product G protein regulated inducer of neurite outgrowth 1 (gene GPRIN1). NCBI's taxonomy places the organism in Eukaryota, Metazoa, Chordata, Aves, Passeriformes, Passeridae. Gene Ontology annotation, cellular component: plasma membrane. The coding region runs from base 142 to 1533 and encodes 463 amino acids. The record is from RefSeq and is a predicted model, not a curated record. Gene Ontology annotation, biological process: neuron projection development. The transcript has 2 exons.